Synchytrium microbalum is the source of this 813-nucleotide messenger RNA. RefSeq lists its product as uncharacterized. The transcript has 3 exons. Bases 1 to 813 code for a protein of 270 amino acids. The record is from RefSeq and is a predicted model, not a curated record. Lineage: Eukaryota; Fungi; Chytridiomycota; Chytridiomycetes; Synchytriales; Synchytriaceae.
AUGGAAAUAAUUGACACCGCAUUACGAACUCUAGUAGGGCCGGAAUGUACGCAGACAUUGCUGUCCUUAGGGUUUGAAGACUAUACUUGCUUAAGACUGCUGGCUUCAAAGGGGCUUGGAUUGGGAGUCGUUGCAGGUGGAAGCAUACUCAAGGUACCUCAGAUACUCAAAAUAGUCGCAUCUGGAUCUGUCACUGGCAUCAGUGCUGCCUCCUACUUGUUGGAAACCGUCGUAUAUCUCGUCUCGUUGGCUUAUAAUUACAGAAAUGGGAAUGCAUUCUCCACUUAUGGUGAAGGCAAGUUUGCUUUACAUGUCGGUCUUGAUGUGAAUAUUGUAUUAUCAUUCGCCUUCAUCACAAUGCAAAACUUUAUAGUCUUGCUACUCCUCUUCACAUACUCUCGUCAAGUAGUCAUCCUCCUAGCAGUAGCCGGUGCUCUCUCCGCUGCAACAUACGCCCUUUUCGAUCCAACUCUCGUAAACUCUAAUCUCCUAGUCCAGUUCCAAUGGGGAACCAUAUUCUUGGCUCUCGCUGCCAAGCUUCCCCAGAUCUAUACAAACUAUAGCAACUCAUCCACCGGCCAAUUGAGCUCAAUCACGGUCUUGUUGACGCUAGCUGGUUCUGCUGCUCGGGUCUUUACUACUUGGCAGGAAGUCAAGGAUCCUGCUAUAUUGACGGCUUUUGUAGUCGCAACUGUCUUGAAUCUUGUGUUGGCCUUGCAGGUUGUCAUGUAUCCUAAACCAGAUGCCAAGGCAUCACGACCUAAAUCUAAAAGUGCUCGGCCUAUAAAGAAACCAGUCAAAAAGGCAGAAUAG